Messenger RNA from Physcomitrium patens, 1566 nucleotides. Lineage: Eukaryota; Viridiplantae; Streptophyta; Bryopsida; Funariales; Funariaceae. The record is from RefSeq and is a predicted model, not a curated record.
UAUUAAAACAUUUGAAUGCACCAAGACAAUCAAAGUAUCUGCUCAUCCAUUACCAAGGACAAGCUUGGUACCUACACUUUGAUUGGGGCAAAAAGAGAACCCAAAGUAGGCACGACAGUUACAGCAUGGAAACCCCCUCAGCACUCCUCUGAAUAUACGCCUGCCACGUCGGACAAAAGCAGCCGUGGAUGCAGAGAUUCAGAAGCAAGGGUGGGGAUGAAGGGUGAAGGGGAAAGGGGUGGGGAAGAUAGGCCGGGCGAGUUGGCUCACCCGUCUCGCAUCUCCCGCGCCCCCCUUAUCCUCCUCCUCCCCCUCUGUCUUCCUUCACUCUCUUAUCUUCUACAUAACCAUUGUUGCUACACUCACUCCUGUGAUCUAUCACAGGAUUUAGGGUUUCUCUUCCGUCUUCUCUUACUAUUCCUGCUUUGUUACUUCGAGUUCGAAUCAAUGGCGACCGCAAGGAUGAGCGUGGCUGUGGCCAGCGCGCGGCUCGCCGUUGUUUCGGCUCGGUCUGAGACGAGUUCGAGUCGGAAUGGGUCUGUCGUGAGCUUGGGAGAGAACAGGACCCGUGCUUCCAUUUCGUGCUCUUUCUCUGGAUUCUCUGCGGUUAGGAGGAAUGUCGUCAUUGUUAAUUCUUACGCUGAGGGUGGCUCGGCCGAUGUUGCGACUGAUGUUGCUGACGCUCCCGCUGCUGUUGAGGAGGCUGCGACUCCGGCACCUCAGGUUGGAACCAAGCUCUACAUUGGGAACUUGCCUUGGCAAUGUGAUAGCGCGCAGCUUGCAGGUAUCUGCCAGGAGUUCGGAAGUGUUGAACUCGUCGAAGUUAUCUAUGACCAAGAGUCAGGAAGGAGUCGGGGUUUCGCGUUUGUGACCAUGGCUACCCAGGAGGAUGCUGAAAAUGUCAUUGAAAGGCUCGACGGGCAUGAUGUCGGGGGAAGGCCCUUGAAGGUCAGCUUUCCUCAGUCGAAGCAGAACAGGCCUAGCUUCCCGAGAGGUGAGGGUUACCAAAGGUCUGAGAGAGCUCCCAGGCCCGCAGCCCGUGAUGACCCCAACAAGGUCUUCGUUGGAAAUCUUUCCUGGGGUGUCGACAACGGUGCCCUUCAGGAGCUCUUUUCAGACUACGGAAAGGUCGUAGACGCUAGGGUUGUAUAUGAUAGGGAAUCAGGAAGAUCACGUGGGUUUGGAUUUGUGACGUAUAGUGAUGUUUCUGAGGUGGACGCGGCCAUUGACAGCCUCGACGGUGCUGAAUUCGACGGAAGAGAACUGAGAGUGAACCUGGCCGGAAACAAGCCCGCAUCAAAGGAUUAUUGAGCGUAGCUUCUCAUAGUAUCUGUAGCCGUUUAUGCCACUUUCGUUCCUCUGUAUCAUUUCAUUAACGUGCGAUAAUCAUGAGGAAGGGUUGCAAGGAGUACCAGAGUAUAUAGUUGAGUAUAAUUGCUAGCUUUAAGGUAGGAGUCGGUGGCUUACCAGAAUCCCCGCAGACGCAGUGAAUACUCUGAGGCUCUACUGUACAACUCCGUUCACAAUUUUUACUAAUUCUUCACCACCGUAACACUUGUUUCGUUC